UUUUUAUUUGUCAUCUCUGUUUUUUCCCAUGCCAGACAAGAAAUCUAAGAAGAAAGAAAAUAAACGCAGUAUAUUUCAGUUAUGUUUCCCCUGCAUCGGCAAGCAAACAUUCAGCUGCGAUGAAGUGAUGUGCGACAGUUUUGGUCGGGAAUUCACCGAAUACGAAUACGUCAUCGAGAACCUGGCGAUUCGGAGGGCUCCGAAAGUGCUGCUAGACUCGGCCUUGUCCGCCAAGAAGUCCAAGUCGAAGUACGGACAGACGGAGAGGGUGCCUGUAAGAAACUUUGGGACAAGCGUCGAGAGGAGAUCCUUGCCUGAGGUGGAGUGUGGCCCUGUGAUCGAGGAACAACCCAGUCUAAUGACCCCUCCCAAUGAAAAGCUGAUGAAGGCACUGAAUCCGACUUGGACCGACUAUACUCCUUACAAAUUCAACGCGCCCAUAGAGAGACAUCUAGUCAGACCCAUAAAAAGGACUAAAGAGAAACCUAUAGAGAGGACUAAUGAGAAACCUAUAGAGAUGCCUGUAGUGAAACCACCUGCGUCUACGAUGCAGAAUUUUACUGAUGCAAUAUUGCUAGAAAGUCCAAGACAGAAGAAAACGGUUGCGCAGGUCUAUCCGGUUGAAAAUGAUGUAAAGCAAGAUCUCACCAGAAGUCCACAAGACAGACCCACGCGGGGCAGAUGGCGCGAUCCCAUAUGACAUAAAAGAAACGAUAGUAGCGUUGAAGAAUGCUCAACUUCCAACAAGUCAUAAAGUAAGAAGAGCAAGGAAUCGUAGAACGGUUCUGAGGAGUGAUUCUACUACGAGUUUUGAUGAUACGAUUUGUAGUACGCUGAGACAAAUUUGUUUUAGAAAAAAAUCUAUUCAGAUAAUUUGUAGGUUCUUCCGAGAUCACGGAUAGCAAUGUGUCGGAUAUAACAGUGAAGAAGUUCAAAAAUUAUUUGACUAAGCCGAAAGUUUACGAUAACAAAGUGAUCGAAGAAAGUGAUUCGUUAUUGCAGCAACCAGGCAAAGGUCACAACGUUGUGACAACCGCCACCGAGACUUCUGAGGAGGUAAAUGUAGACAAAAGCGUCAGCACUGGCGCUGGACCGAAAUGGAGAAUCAUUAUAAACAAACAUACCGGGGAGAGCAAAACGUAAUGUUUCCUCUGUACUACGAUUUGUGUUGUGAAAUAAACGUCAAAACUAUAA
Messenger RNA from Acanthoscelides obtectus, 1194 nucleotides. The record is from the annotation of a GenBank genome assembly. Lineage: Eukaryota; Metazoa; Arthropoda; Insecta; Coleoptera; Chrysomelidae.